Molecule: messenger RNA, 3005 nt
Organism: Gadus chalcogrammus (walleye pollock)
Lineage: Eukaryota; Metazoa; Chordata; Actinopteri; Gadiformes; Gadidae
Gene: ccdc92
Product: coiled-coil domain containing 92
Exons: 4
Coding region: 256-1254 (332 amino acids)
Source: RefSeq, a predicted model, not a curated record
CUGAUUCCAACGGUCGAGGAGCUCCAGCGUGCGACAGCAUUGGAGACAUGCAUAGUAAAGGAGCGCGUGCCUAGCUGGUGGGGCUCGGCGACCCGGCAGCACACCUCGACCGUCCGCAGAGCGCUCGACCCGGCAGCACGUCUCGACCGUCCGCAGAGCACUGGACCAGCUGACGGGGCUCGGCGACCAGCACUCGACCAGCGGUGCCUCUUCAAGCCGGGGGGGGCCAGUGCGUGGGCCCAAGCACAGCCGGCCAUGGCGUCCGCUAACGUCAGCCUGGAGAACCAGCUGCAGAGCGCCCAGAAGAACCUGCUCUUCCUCCAGCAGGACCAUGCCACCACGCUGAAGGGGCUCCACGCUGAGAUCAAAAGACUACAGCAGCACUGUACAGACCUGACAUACGAGCUGACUGUGAGGAGCUCUGACCCUUCAGACAGCAGCGAGGUGCGUGGCAGGGAGCUCCAGAGGAGGUGCGAGGAGCUGGAGGGCGAGCUGAAGCAGAAAGAGGUGGAGAACCGGGAGCUGCUGCGCGACCUGGAGCAGAAGAACGCCAUGAUCUGCGUGCUGGAGAACACCAUCAAGGAGCGCGAGAAGAAGUACCUGGAGGAGCUGAAGAUCAAGAGCCACAAGCUGGCGCUGCUGUCCGGGGAGCUGGAGCAGCGGGCCGGCACCAUCGCCUACCUCACCUCCCAGCUGCACUCCACCAAGAAGAAGCUGCUGGCCGGCAGCUCCUCGGAGGCCAGCCCCAACAGCAGCCCCGUGGCCUCCUGCUACAAGCCUACGCCCCCGCCCACCCCCGCCUCCGCCUCCGCCAAGGAGCGCCACGCCCCCGACACGCCCCGCCGCCGCAUGAAGAAGAGCCUCUCGCAGCCGCUGCACCCCGAGGUGACGGAGGUGUACCGCCUGGGCCAGGACGGCUCCCGGCGGCCCGUCCUCCGGGAGGCCGUGGACGCCAUGCCGGACCCCACCCCCUUCCUGCGGGCGGCGCGGGAGCCCCUGGAGCCACAGAUGAUGCGGGAGCGGCCGGCGCUCAUCCCGCCCAUCGCGUCCGAGCGGCCGCCGAGCGGCAGCAGCCCGCGCCACAGCCCCGCCCGGCAGCACCGGGUGCACGUGGGCGUAGCGCACCGCAUCCCCCACGGAGCCCCGCCCCCGGCGCCGCCGCCGCCGCAGGUGGAGCUGGAGACACUGGCUGUGGACCAGGUCAACGGGGGCAAGGUGGUACGCAAGCGCUCGGAGACCGACCGGACAGUCUGACACGCUCACACGCAGACACACGUACACACAUACAGCCACACUCACACACAGCACACACACGUGAACUAACUCAGUCAAAUGCACAUACUAGCACACAUGGACACACACACACAAAUGCACAUACGGACACAUACACACACAAACUUAGGGACACACACACAAGCACACACACACUGACUGACUGACAGACGCUACAAUAUAUAUACAGACACACUAACUGUCACACAGACACACACACACUGAAGCAACAACAGAAUAAAUACACACACGCGCGCGAUGAGAGCAGCAAGGAGCCUGACCCACUGUGCAGCCUGCUUUUUAUGCAACACUAGAAUUAAAAUGAAAAAAAAAAAGCAUUAUCGAACCUUUAUAUGAAUACCACUUUUUUAACGUAGUGAAGGACAUCUUUAAAGCAUGCCAAAUGUUUCCCCCUAGACCCAGGUAACUCAUCCCUCUUUAUUCGUUUCCCUCCUUGACAUUCAACACUGUCUUCGCACAUACAAUAAUUACUCCGCCAAAUACCUGCGUUAGUGCCUGCUGAAUUGGGUCAACCAUACAGAAAACAGUGAUGAAUCGAUCAAAUAUCCGUCUUCUUCCUUGUGGACUACAGUCUCUCCGUAACGUAGUCUGUAUAUAUUCAAGUAUUUUCAGCUGCAUCUCUAGGGUAGAACUCGCAGAAUUAAACUAGUACUCACAACAUAAAGGUCAUCAUCAUAUCGGUAUAGUCAUACUACUGUAGGAUCGCAAUAUGUGCAAUGUAAUAUCCUGUAAUAUGUUAAACAAGGCGGAAUUUACCCUUCUUUUUUUUCGUUGGCAAAGAUAUUGGAGGUAUGGAUGUUGAAAAGUACGGUUUAACUUGUGCUUCAACAUGUGUCCUGGGCCUGUGUGGCUAGGGACGUUUUGAAUGUGGGAGGGGGAAGAGAGAGAGAUAGAGAGUGAGAGAUGGUUAAGAUAAGAACUGAAGUCUCUGAGCCAGAUUCUUUAUCACCAAUGUUCAUGUUUGAUGUAAGGUUGUUUUUUGUUGUUGCAGAUACUCCUGAUAUUAGCUGUAUAACAUGUAUACAUUGGUAAUAAAAAACAUUAAUUUUAUGUAGACGGUCAAAACAUUACGUCCGAUAAUAAAAAGCAGUAGUAGCAUAUUCGAACAGCUAAUUGUUUAAUUGGUUGAACUUUCCUUUGACAAACAAUAGUAUAUAAACAGUAUAUAUAUACAUCUCUGAGGCAAACCUGUUGUGAUGUAUGUGUCCUCUGCUCAGAUUGCUUAUAUAUUAUCUAGAUAUUUCGUCGAUCUAUAAACAUUAAGAAAUGCCAAUAUAUAUCCUCAACAUGUAUCAGCUCAUUGGAAUAUUUCUUCAAUGCUGUUUGUGCUUUAAAUAAUCGACAGAUGAAUCAAAAACGAUGCUAUUCUGUCAACAUUCAUACUGCGCACACAUGGUUUGUUGUGUUUUUAAUGUUUGAGUCCUGGAAGUAUUUAAUGCACUUUUCCUAUUUACAUGGAGAAACUAUGACUAUUCUGACUAUCUUUCUAUUCAGGAAUGAAUGAUAUAUGAUAGAUCUGUAUGCUGUUGUAUAUUCUGCUUCUUACACUCUUCUUCCUAUGCUAAGUUGAUUCAUUAAUUAAUUAAUUAAUUAAUUAAUUAAACCUCACCCACACACCCUACAACUACACUGGCAGAGCUGGCCAGUGUUACACUUGCAGUAGCGUGAAAAAUAUCAAUUUAUAGAUCGCUUUAAGCUGUUGUAACCUAAUA